Messenger RNA from Acomys russatus (golden spiny mouse), 1396 nucleotides. RefSeq names its product suppressor APC domain-containing protein 2-like. Lineage: Eukaryota; Metazoa; Chordata; Mammalia; Rodentia; Muridae. The record is from RefSeq and is a predicted model, not a curated record.
AGGUCCCGCCUUCUGGUCUUGUAGGGACCGACCCGGGUGGAAACUGGGCACCCAUGGCUGUGGCAGCGAUGGGCGAGCGUGGCCGCCUACCGCACGCCGCGCCCAGCACCGAGGGUCUCCCGCGAGCCUUUCUCCAGAGCCUGCGCACCCUCUUCGACAUCCUGGACGACCGGCAGCGCGGCUACGUGCACCUGCGCGAGAUCGAGUCCCGCUGGCAGGGUGCAGACGCGCGCGAGCUGCCGUGCGGCGUGCUCGAGGGCCUGCGCCAGGUGGCCCCGGCCAGUGGCUACCUGACUUUCGAGCGCUUCGUGGCGGGUUUGCGCACCUCGCUGCUGAACGCCGACGGCGGCCCACGGGAGCAGGCACGCGGCGUGGUCCGACCUGGGGACCAGUCCUCGCUGCAGCAGCGCCUGAUGUUCGCACCGGCCGACGAGCCGCGGACUGUCCUAGAGAGGAAGCCGCUACCCUCGAGUGCGCGCCCUGCUCCUGCCGGCCCCAGUGGCACCUCCCGGAACCCUGAGCUAUUAUUGUGCGCCCGGGCGGAGACGGCGCCCUGCCCCGCAGGGCCCGAGCCGCCCCUGGGCAAGGCGCUGGAGCGGAGGCCCAGCGCAGAUUCGGGUCCUUCUCAGUGUGACACCCUGCAGAGACAACCCGGCUUACUUCUCCACCCAGGCCGAGGAGCACCUAGCACAUUUGCUGAAGAAGGUGCCCCAGCCUGCAAGACCCUGGACCCAGGCACAGGAGGCCGGCAGGCUCCGCGGGCCCGAGGCGAACGUCGGAGGCAUACCAUCACCAACGGUGUAGACUGUGGCCUGUUGAAGCAGCUGAAGGAGUUGGACCAGGAACAGGAAGUGCUGCUGCAGGGCCUGGAGAUGAUGGCUCGGGGCCGGGAAUGGUACCAGCAGCAGCUGCAGCGCGUGCAGGAACGGCAGCGCCGUCUGAGCCAGAGCAGAGCUGCAGCCGACUUUGGGGCUGAAGGGAGCCCCCGCCCACUGGGGAAGUUGCUGCCCAGUCAGGAGGUGGCCCGGUGCCUGGGGGAGCUGUUGACUGCAGCCUGUUCCGGCAGAGCUCUGCCUUCGCCUUCUUCAGGGCCCCCGGGCCCCACCUCACCCUCAACGCCAGUCUGGCAGCAGCAGACCAUCCUCAUGCUCAAAGAAUGGAACCGGCUGCUCACUCAGGAGGUGACUGAUAAGAGCCAGCGCAUCACUCAGCUGGAGCGAGAGAAGUCUGCACUCAUCAAGCAACUGUUUGAGGCCCGAGCUCUCAGCCAGCAGGAUGCGGGGCCUCUGGACUCCACUUUCAUCUAGUAGGCUGUACCUCUCCAGGACCCACAUAGACUUACCCUCGGCUCCACGGCACCUCACCGCUGUGAGCCUGACUUCUGACUGAGGAUCAC